AUGGCCUUAACAGGUACUUUACGAGACGAGUUUAUUGUGGGUGGAAAGUAUCGUUUAAUGAGAAAAAUUGGUAGUGGUUCCUUCGGGGAUAUUUAUUUAGGAAUUAAUAUCAGUAAUGGCGAGGAAGUUGCUGUUAAAAUGGAAUUUACAAGAGCUAGACACCCACAAUUGCAGUAUGAAAGUAAAUUAUACAAAAUAUUAAAUGGCGGAGUAGGAAUACCGCAUACGAGAUGGUUUGGACAGGAAAAAAAUUAUAACGUGCUAGUAAUGGACCUAUUAGGGCCGUCUUUGGAAGAUUUGUUCAAUUUCUGCUCCCGAAGAUUUACAUUAAAAACAGUUUUAAUGCUGGCCGAUCAAAUGAUAGCAAGAAUAGAAUUCGUACAUUGCAAAUCCUUUAUUCAUAGGGACAUAAAACCUGAUAACUUUUUAAUGGGAAUCGGAAGGCAUUGUAACAAGCUUUUUUUGAUCGAUUUUGGUUUGGCUAAAAAAUACAGAGAUUUACGAACUCAUGUCCAUAUUCCAUACAAGGAAAAAAAAAAUCUCACAGGAACAGCAAGAUACGCUUCUAUAAACGCCCACCUCGGUAUAGAACAAAGUCGCAGAGAUGAUAUGGAAUCGUUAGGAUAUGUACUUAUGUAUUUUAAUAGAGGAUCCCUACCUUGGCAGGGUUUAAAGGCUGCGACCAAAAAACAAAAAUAUGAAAAAAUCAGUGAGAAAAAAAUGUCUACCCCGGUGGAACUUCUCUGUAAGGGUUAUCCCGCCGAAUUCGCUAUGUAUCUGAAUUAUUGCCGAAGCCUGAGAUUUGAAGAAUCACCGGAUUACAUGUACCUGCGGCAGUUGUUCCGUAUAUUGUUCCGAACUUUGAAUCACCAAUACGACUAUACAUUUGAUUGGACAAUGUUGAAGCAGAAAACAGCAUCGACAGCGUCGGGAGUGAGUGGAGGAGGGGGGCCAGCACCGAUAACUCAAACACCAGGUAAUACGACUGGCCAAAGAUCGAAUAACGCACCGACGGAAAAAUAA
Pediculus humanus corporis (human body louse) is the source of this 1023-nucleotide messenger RNA. RefSeq names its product cAMP-dependent protein kinase catalytic subunit, putative. Gene Ontology annotation, biological process: signal transduction; negative regulation of canonical Wnt signaling pathway; peptidyl-serine phosphorylation. Gene Ontology annotation, cellular component: nucleus; cytoplasm. Gene Ontology annotation, molecular function: ATP binding; protein serine/threonine kinase activity. The coding region runs from base 1 to 1023 and encodes 340 amino acids. The transcript is spliced from 6 exons. Lineage: Eukaryota; Metazoa; Arthropoda; Insecta; Psocodea; Pediculidae. The record is from RefSeq and is a predicted model, not a curated record.